This is a messenger RNA of Caenorhabditis briggsae, 4014 nucleotides long. RefSeq names its product Protein CBR-TAG-168 (gene Cbr-tag-168). The record is from RefSeq and is a predicted model, not a curated record. Gene Ontology annotation, molecular function: protein binding. Gene Ontology annotation, biological process: neuromuscular synaptic transmission. NCBI's taxonomy places the organism in Eukaryota, Metazoa, Nematoda, Chromadorea, Rhabditida, Rhabditidae. The coding region runs from base 1 to 4014 and encodes 1337 amino acids. The transcript has 15 exons.
AUGCUGGGCGGUCUGUCGGGGCCCGGUCCGCCGCCACCCCCGCCCCCACCAUCCACAUCAACCUAUGGACAACUACUACCGGGACCAUCGACAGGUCCCUCCUGCUCCACAACAUCAUUCACCAACCAUCUGGGUCCCACGACGACGUCUCAGACUACAGUACUACCAUCCAGUGACACGUUACUGUUACAAUUAAGAUCGCGGCCUAAUUCGAGGGUAUUUCGAGCGUUGUUUCAAUAUUUGCCGUUGAGAGAUUCACCAAACGAGAAUCCACAGCUAGAAUUGAGUCUGCAGCCGGGUGAUGUGGUGCUGGUGAAAGGAGAAAUGGAUUCUGAUGGAUUCUAUUGUGGAGAGACGUUGGAUGGAAGGCAAGGACUGGUACCAUCAAAUUACGUGGAACGCGUCCCCGACUCGGUGCUCCUUGCCAACGCUCGUGCUCCAUCACCAUCGUUUCCUCUCCGAAUACCUCAACAUUUUUCAACGAUUCAACACGAUUUCUCAUCACCCGAUCACUCGACACUUCCCGAUUCCGUUUGUCCCUAUCCGCCAGCCGACGUCACCAAGGUUACGGUACAGGAGAUCAAAAAUAGUGAAACGCCUAGGAGUGAGUUUAUUAUUCUUUCGAAAAAAAAUGUGUCUAUACAGUGCACCCGAAAAACCCGGAAAACUUUGAAGUACCCACCCGAGGAGUCGUUCGUCGCCGUCUCCCAAUAUCAUGUUUGUGUGGAUGGAGCUGUUAGAGCAAUCGUUCCAGGAACUUAUAAGUGUCGCGCCCUGGUAGAGGAUAUUCCAUUAGAGUCGUCAGUCAACUUAUCAGUACGUGCAGUCACGGAACACGGCCAUUCGCCCGACGCCUGCUGUACGAUAGCAAUAGGAAAUGAAGCCCAAGUCGCACCUCAACAAGUCCGUGUGUGGGCGGUGACACCGGUGUCGGCGUGUGUCCGAUGGUAUCCAUCGAAUAGUAAUGCAGAGCAUGUCGUCUCACUCAACGCUGUUAAAGUGGGCGUAUGUCCCCCAACUGUCUUUCAAGUUCAAUUACAAGGUCUACAACCAUCAACAAUCUAUCGGGUAUCAGUCAGGACGAAACAUCCAAAAGCGGUUCUCGAGCAACGGCCAGUCGAGAGAUGUAUCGAUUUUAAAACACUGCCAAAAAUCGGUUUACCUGACCCACCUACACACGUUCAAGUGGAAAUCGGACCCCAACCGGGUACACUUCUAGUCUCGUGGCAACCCGUCUCCAAUCAACCGAAACCUCCAUCCCGCGCUGCCGUACACUCCUACUUGAUCUACGCCGACGGAAAGAAUAUUGCUCAGGUGCCACAGGCUACAGCCGACCACGUUGUCCUCCGCCUGUCCGAUCUCUCCGACGACCCGCCGAUCUUCAUCACAGUUCGAACGAAGACAAAAGAAGGCGCUGUGUCAUCAGACUCUAACGUGGCACGAGUGCCACGUACACAAGGAGUAGUGGUACCGAGUACAACCCAACAGCAACAGCUGAUAGGAACCGUUGAUCCUACAAGUGGACUACCAUUGGUGGACAUGACCUCAUCGUAUCCUUCAUAUCAUCAACAGCAACAACAGAGUGUCGCUAAUUCCAUCUACAUGCCAAUUGGCUCAACGGGCACCCUGACCAAUGCACAUCCACCUUUGGCAAACGGACAUGUCACUCAUCAAGCCGCCACUGGUCCGUACUCUGCUCCAUCAACGGCUCCGGCGCGGAUGGUUGGUGCGACGGGAUUGAUGAGCUACCAACAGACAUCGUAUCCAAAUGUGCAAGCAUCCAUGCAACAGUCGGCUCCUGCAAGUGCUCCCAAUGUGCAGAGUGGAGGAUAUGCCACUUUUGAUAGGUCGGCAUCCCUCGGCGCACAACCAUCAUCGAUUCUUCUCGCUGGAGGUAGCGCACCGAGACCAUCAUCGGUUGGACAAACUGUGCAAUCCACGUGGCAGCAGCCAACAAAACCGGCAACCAAUCAAAUGUCGCAGUACUACACGUUCCAUCCGAACUUUCUGCACACCGAACCAUCCGGUGCAGACGAACCACGGCCGUCGGUGUUGGAGAUGGAGAACAGCUAUCUCAUGCGCCAUCGUCAAGCCGCCGACUGGGCCAACGCUCCCGAGUCUCGAGACGCGCGGGCUCGCAUCGAAGCGUACUCUCGAGGCUUGAAUCGUGCUGGCUCAGCCGACGAGCGAAUGCACUAUGGUGGUUCGGUGGUGGUGGGCGGUCCACUGGGGACGCGUCACCCAAUGUCGCAGACACUUCAACAACGUCUCAUGCAACCGCGUCUGCAGCGGGUAAAAUCUGAAAGUGGGUUUGGAACUCGAAGUGAACCCGAUCUCCGUCCUCCUACUUUGGAUUCCGACGAGUGCAGAUGGUUUGUUGCUCUUUUCGACUACACGGCGGCCAUGUCGCCGAAUCCGAAUGCCGAGUUCGAGGAGCUGCAAUUCAGGAAGCAUCAGCUGAUCAAAGUCUACGGGCCGCAGGAUGUGGAUGGCUUCUAUCAUGGACAAAUUGGCAAUCGUAUUGGAUUGGUGCCGUCGAAUAUGGUUAUUGAGAUUGCUUCUGAUGAUAUUGGGAAACGACGGACGACCGGAGCACCGGCGCCACCACCACCAACACAACCGGAACCUGCAUUGAGACGACAGCGAUGGGGAAGUAAAAUUUUAGAUUUAGGCUCGAAAACUAAUCAAAAGCAGCAUUUCAGACCCCACCACCCCAACUACAUCUCUCUGGACCGUCGCGAUGAUCGAGACCGAGAUAGGGAUGGUGGAAGGUAUCGAAGACAAGGGGCCAUCAGUUCCUAUGAGUACAGAAGGCUGCCAGAACGAGAAGAUGCUCCAUACAGAAGGCGUCAACCAGUCAUAGAUGCAAGAGAUGAUGUGUAUGAUGAUGAGGGGUAUAGGGACAGGGACAGAGAUAGGAGGAUGGAUCGGGAAGGUCGACUAGGCGAUCGGAUAGAUCGAGAUCGUCUAGACCGUGAUAGAAUAGACCGUGACAGGCUGGACCGUGACCGAUUGGACCGAGAUAGGGUGGAUCGUGGAGACCGUGGAUAUGAUAGAAUGGACAGAUCGCUAGACGCCAGAAGACAUCCAAUGGAUCGACGACAAACCGACGAUAGGUAUCCACCGUACGACCCAUACGCCAGAGGCGACAAGUACAGAGAACGGCCUAGGAUGGAUGAGCAACAACAAUCUCAAGCUCCGCCUCCGCAAAACAACUAUGACUAUCCACCAUCGAGGUACGAUCAACAACCUGGGCCAUCGAAUCAACAACAGCAGCAACAACAACAGCAAAUGUCCCAAAUGACACAUCAAAUGGGACAACUGCAUAUGAAUCAGGCGGGACAACAAGUCCCAAUUGGAAUUCCAAGCUCAAGUGGAAUCGGAGGAAUGGGUGGAGCUGGAAUUCAGAUGGGCGGUGCUAUUGGGGAAUAUCAGAAUGGAGGAAUGACAGCUGGUGGGCAGAAGAUGGCAAGGAUGAUAGCCAAGUUUGACUACGAUUCGAGGCAGUUGAGUCCGAAUGUGGAUGCGGAGCAGGUGGAGCUCUCAUUCCGACAAGGUGACGUCAUCACUGUGUACGGUGACAUGGAUGAGGACGGCUUCUACAUGGGCGAACUAAACGGUCUACGUGGUUUGGUCCCAUCGAAUUUCCUACAACCAACACCUCUCAACAACCUCCUCCCAUCACAACCAACAGAGCCAAUGCGAAAAGGUGUCGCAUUUUCGGACACUCAACAAAUGAUUCGAAAAUCUGCACCAAUUCGACAAUCAUCUCAAACUGGGUCAACUGCUGGUCAACCUGCCACAUCGCUAGCGUCGGCAGUGGCGUCGGCGGCGGCGGUUAGUAAGCCGGUGGCGAAGAAAAGUACCGCUGGAACAGGUGGAGCUGCUGGUAAACCGCUUGCCAAGAAGACCAGUGAUGUUGGAAAGUCUGCCGCUCCAAACGCCCGUAAAACAAGCACAGCUGUCAAGAAAGCCGAUACCGGUGCAAAGGUAAUUGACCAAUUAGCAGCCUAA